GCCAAUACAUAACCAGUACUGUUGUAAUACACGUCCGGCUUAUCAACAGAACACAACCGCGAGCGGCUUCAGCCUCAUAGGAGAGGAGGGACGCUGGCACCAUGGAUGUUCGGUUACAAUCACUGUCAGUGCGGCCCAUCAUGCCACAGGUGGAUCUAUCUAACUCCACAUUGCUGACUGUGUCUGUCAUGUCACCAGCAUACCCAGUUCCCGAACACUACAUCAUCCUGGCCAUCGGCCACAUCCUUCUGACACUGUGGAUCUGCUUCUCCAACACCACCACCAUCAUCACCAUCGGGAUGGACCCUCAUCUCAGGAUUGUCCCAAAGAACCUGCUCAUCGUCAACUCCGCAGUGACAGAACUCAUCGUUGGCCUCUUCUGUUGUCCACUGUAUACAGACAGCCUUCUCCACGGAACGUGGAGGAACUCCAGAGGUGCAUGCAUCACCUAUGAGCUUGUCUUCUACAUCCAAGUGUGCAUCUCCGUAUUGUCAGUCCUCAUUAUUAAUGUCGAGCGAUUCUACUAUCUCUUGUCUCCCCGUAUGAUGGAUGGUUCUGGGAAGGGUAUCCUGACUUCAGUGCUCAUCCUUCUUCCCUGGGUUAUUGGCGUGGGUCUUGUGGCUCCCAUGUACUCUGAAGGUAUUGCCAUGAACAACCUGCAGACUACAGAUGCCGGACAUUGUGUUAUUCUCUGGAAAUGGAAGUUCCAGAUUGUCACCUGCUUUGCCAGUUUCUUUGCUCCUUCAUUCCUGGUGAUAUCAAUGAUGACAACAGUCGUCAUUGUCUACGUCAUAUUUGGGAUUCUGGCAAAGAGGGGGAACAGGGAAGUUCAUACGGAGGAGAAACCUUGCCGCGAGUCUUUACACACGGUACUUCUCGCCAGUUGUGUGUGUGUAGGUAUGCUGUUCCCAGUAUUCUUCUGUCUCCUAAUGUAUCUGUUCUGCAACUCAAACAACUCGUCCUGUAUUAGGUCGGACACAGUCUGGGGGAUCACCAUGUAUCUUGCGAUGAUCAAAUCUGGAGUGAUGCCUCUGGUGUGGCUGGUAUCAACUGAUAUCCGCCAUGCAGUGUUAUCGAUGUGGAACAGGAACAGAUGCAGAUCAAGACCAGUCUUGCAGAGAUCCUACAGUUUUACAUUAUCACUUGCUUCAUCUACUCGAUCCACAGAUACUAGCUUCUAACCCUUGGACGACAAACGUCAUGACAGUCUUCUCGUCAUAUGAUGAAAGUCAGUUUGAACUUGUCUGCAUCAGAUGAGUAGCAGCAGAUUACCCAGCAUUAUUUACUGAUGUUUCUAGGAAUCUAAAUAAGAAAAAGCAUACAAGUUUCUAUUGUGUGGAGAAUGUAUGUCAAGUGAGAUUUUCAUGUCACUCUGUUCUGUUGAAACAAUCAAAAUG
Haliotis rufescens (red abalone) is the source of this 1397-nucleotide messenger RNA. Its product is annotated as neuropeptide FF receptor 2-like. Gene Ontology annotation, cellular component: dendrite; membrane. Bases 102 to 1181 code for a protein of 359 amino acids. The record is from RefSeq and is a predicted model, not a curated record. Gene Ontology annotation, molecular function: G protein-coupled serotonin receptor activity; neurotransmitter receptor activity. Lineage: Eukaryota; Metazoa; Mollusca; Gastropoda; Lepetellida; Haliotidae. Gene Ontology annotation, biological process: chemical synaptic transmission; G protein-coupled receptor signaling pathway, coupled to cyclic nucleotide second messenger. The transcript is spliced from 2 exons.